AAAGAACCCUGAAAAGGAAGAAGAAGAAUAAGAGGAAGCUCUGUGAUUGGUUUAACGUCGCUAAAGUCAACAUUGGGCACGUUCAGAUCCAUGUUACAGCGUCGGUGCUAAAAGAUAAAGUAGGUAUUAAAAACCAGUUCAGAGACGUGGUGCUGCUGCUGGAUGGUCGGGUGUAGGUAGGUCCCUCCCUGUAGGAGCUCGAGCCGAGCAGUCCGAGGCGCUGGGGCUGUUUUUGUCGUCAUGACUUCGUUGGUUCAGCGGAGCUCGGGCCUCGUGCAGAGGAGAACCGAAGCCUCGCGCACCGCCGCCGAUAAAGACGGUGUGUGCGCGCGCGAGGAGCAGGAGUCCCGGCGAGGAGAGCAGCAGGAGGAGGCCGGAGACUCCAAGGAGACGCGCCUCACCCUGAUGGAGGAAGUGCUGCUGCUGGGUUUGAAGGACCGGGAGGGCUACACGUCUUUCUGGAAUGAUUGCAUUUCUUCUGGGUUGCGAGGGUGCAUGUUGAUCGAGCUGGCCCUGCGAGGACGCCUGCAGCUGGAGACCUGUGGAAUGAGGAGAAGAGGUCUGCUGUCCAGGAAGGUGAUUUGUAAAUCUGAUGCUCCAACUGGUGAUGUUCUUUUGGAUGAAGCCCUGAAACACAUCAAAGAUACACAACCACAGGAGACUGUACAAAGCUGGAUUGAGCUUCUCAGUGGUGAGACAUGGAACCCGUUGAAGCUUCAUUAUCAACUUCGCAACGUUCGUGAGCGGCUCGCAAAGAACCUGGUGGAGAAAGGCGUUCUUACGACAGAGAAGCAGAAUUUCCUGCUGUUUGACAUGACCACGCACCCUCUCACCAACAACACCAUCAAGCAGCGCCUCAUCAAGAAAGUGCAGGAGGCUGUGCUGGAUAAGUGGGUCAAUGACCCUCAUCGAAUGGACAAGCGUUUACUUGCACUCAUCUUCUUAGCCCAUUCCUCUGAUGUCCUGGAAAAUGCCUUUGCCCCGCUGUUAGAUGAUCAGUACGACCUGGCCAUGAAGCGAGUCCGGCAGCUGCUAGAACUGGAGCCUGAGGGCGAAAGCAUGAAGGCCAACGCCAACGAGCUGCUGUGGGCCGUGGUUGCUGCUUUCACCAAAUGAGGCUCGCUGAGCCAAAACUGCAUUUGAGUGGCAUUUGAGUCGAGACCUCACCAUGGUUCAGCUCUGCCUGGAAUAUCCUUCUACUUUUUAAUUCCUCUCUAUUUUGUCCUGUAGGUGAUGUUUUUCAUACUUUGUGGUUCCUUUUCUUCCAUAUACCAAUUAUUAUUUUUUAACUGUAAAGAAUGAAAGUUGUACUUGAGUGAACCAGAGUCCUGACAAAUCAUAACUGUUUCCUUUCUGUGGUUUUUCUUUUAAACCCUGUUUCCUGAAGGUAUGAAUAGUUUACUCAAAGUAGGUAUCUUGUGCAGCUCAGAAUGCAUUCCUGGUAAAAUAAAAAUUAUUUGGGGGGCUUCCCAAACAAUUUUU
This is a messenger RNA of Thalassophryne amazonica, 1482 nucleotides long. RefSeq names its product golgi phosphoprotein 3 (gene golph3). Gene Ontology annotation, molecular function: phosphatidylinositol-4-phosphate binding. The record is from RefSeq and is a predicted model, not a curated record. Gene Ontology annotation, biological process: Golgi vesicle budding; retrograde vesicle-mediated transport, Golgi to endoplasmic reticulum; Golgi organization. The transcript is spliced from 4 exons. The coding region runs from base 241 to 1116 and encodes 291 amino acids. Gene Ontology annotation, cellular component: trans-Golgi network; Golgi cisterna; cytosol. NCBI's taxonomy places the organism in Eukaryota, Metazoa, Chordata, Actinopteri, Batrachoidiformes, Batrachoididae.